CCUUCGUGCAAUGAAGAGAAUUUGUGGAAAAUCCUGGGGAAUUUGAAACUAUAGACCGUACUUUCUCUAUUUCCCCAUUGUUGUAAAACGAGGGGAAUUCACCACGAAUAUCAGUAAAAUUCUAAUCCUUGGGAAAAAAUCGGGACCUCAAACGAAUCCUUAGCUUUUCCGUUCAGUUAGUAUUUUCGGGUUCGAUGUAAUGUAAGCACGACGUCAAUAUAUUAUCGAAUUUCCGCCGUUUUAUAGUGUGUAGUAAAAAAUAUUUAUAGAUAGAUAAUGAUACCAAUUAUCUACAUAUCGAUUUGAGUUUCCGGCCCUUUGAAAAUCCAUAAUAUCCUUUUCGAAUAGGACAGCAUCGAUUAUCUGUGACGGUUGAUCGUGAUCCACUGAUUUUCUAAGGAUGUCAUUGAUUAUUUUAAAUAGAUCGUGAGAACCUUUGUGUUUGUGGAAAGUAUUCAGGAGUUCGAGAGUUAUGAUUUCUAAUGGAUCGGAUUCCUAAAAUUUCAACUCUUUCUACGUUGGAACAAAAAUAUCACAGAUAUUUCCAGACCUUCUUCAAAGAUCGCAGAAAAUACCGAGUUUAAUCUUUAAACUUUCAAACAUCAGAAUCCUUCCACGGAGGUCGGUGGAGCUCAAUUCGGGACGAGUGCGGUUCCAUCAUUUUCGGUUUUUAUAAAUCAAAGUGAAGAAAAUCUUUUAAGAAAAAAAAAGAAUUUAGAUUCGUUUUAGUGAAAUUUAAUUCCAUUAAAAAAAAUGUUAUUCUAAAGUGAAACUUAGUAUUUAAAAUAAUAUUUAAGUAAAUAUAGUUAAAUAUUUAGUAAAUGUGUUAUAGUGCAAGCUGUCCUCGUGGCUGAGGUUAAUUAGAACUUUUACAUUAAAAGUUGCAGUAAUAAAACUCUUCCGAUAACUUUGAAAAUGGUCGGUCAACGGAAUAUUUAAAACAUUUACGUGUCAGAAAUAAUGUUUGAACAAGAAGAACAUAACAAUUCCCAGAAAUUCCAAUAAAACUUAAAUAUCACACCUCUUCCAUCCUAGAUAAUAUUUAAAUGCAAAUUUUCCAAAAAUUACUUUCAACGACGUGCACCCUUUUGCUGUCGGUUCGGUUCCGCUGGUGUGCUACAAAUGCAUUCAGCAGACACGUCUGGUAGCAUGCAUGAGUAUCUCGAGCACAUCAGGAAUUGAGAACCUUCCUGUAAUGCAUACAAAAUGCAAUGAAUGCAUGUUUUCACCGGGAUAUGUGCAACAUCCACACUCGGCGAUAGUAAGGAAUAGUGCAUAUGUAAAUCGUUGAUAAUGUUGAUGUAGUUCGAAUUCGUAAAUAUCGUGGAUAAUCCUUGAAAUAGGAGGAGUUGUAGUGCAGAAUGGUACGACUACUGGAAAAAUCUGGUGGAAACAUUUUCAAUUACGAAUUAAAAUGUCAGAGAGGUUUUGCUGUGAAUGAAAUAAAUAUAAGAUGGCCAGAAAACCUCUAGAAUUAGAUUGGGGCCACAAAGUUUUGUCGUCGUUUUGAAUAGCAGUUUUGGCCCUAUUGUGAUAGAGGAUUUGCAAGUGUCAGUGUUUCAAUUGUUUAAAAGCUCCAGUGAGUGAUGAGAAUACACGGCAAAGUAAUUUGAGUGUUUUGUGCAGAUUUAAAAAGUUCCUAAGCCGAUUAUGGCGUAAUAACUAAAAUUAGUAGAAGUGAAAUUGAUCGUGAAGUCCACGUUGUACACCUGGUUCAAUAUAAAUAAUAAAAUUUAGUUUAAUUUCUUUAAAAAUAAUAUGCAAUUAAGAAAAAUUAUCAGAAGAAAAAGCGUAAGCCGUGAACGCUGCGCUGACAAACGCACAAAGAAGAAAAACAUAAAGUUGAAUUCAAUUUUUUUGAAUUCGCUUCAAUCGAUUGAUUGCCCAAAUGGCAAAAUUAACAAGUUCUCAACGAAUAGUUGAAAACUAACGAAAUAAGCAUAGAAAAAAGAGAAAAGUUGAAAAUCAAAAUCGAGCCUGUGUCGCUUGUCAACAAUAUUGAACGUAAAAUUGAAUCAACUUGAAGUUGAACGAAAUUUUUGAAAGAAUAGAUAUAAAUAUAAUUUUGGGUGGUUGUCAUCAAUAGAAUGGGGCUGCAAAUGGCAGCAUUGCCAGCAGCUAUUUUUGUUGGAAUUGUAUCGCUACUAUUGCUGUCAUGGAGUUUCGAUAUUGUGGACGCAUCGAAUGGAAAUUUAACCGAUCCUAAUUUAUAUGUUCAAUACAUGACACAUCCACCGCAGAUCAUCAAGAAGCCACAGAACCAGGGCGUUCGGGUCGGAGGUGUCGCUGUCUUCUAUUGCAGAUCGAGCGGAAACCCACCACCAACAAUUGUCUGGCGGAAAAAUACGAAGAAGAUAUCAUCUACCCAAAGUCGUUACACAAUAAUUGAUAAUGGUGGUGAAUCGAUACUUCGAAUUGAACCCGUUCGAGCUGGCCGUGAUGAUGCUCCUUAUGAAUGUGUUGCUGAAAAUGGUGUAGGGGAUGCGGUCUCUGCAGAAGCUACGUUAACUGUUUACGAAGGAGAUAAAACCCCGCACGGAUUUCCAGUGAUUACACAAAGCCCACUCACGAAAGUAAUCGAGGUUGGGCAUACGGCUGUGAUGCAGUGUAAAGCAGCUGGUAAUCCGGAACCCAUAAUGUACUGGAUAAAGAAUCAGACACGUGUCGAUAUGAGUGAUAGUCGUUAUUCGAUGAUUAAUGGAAGCCUUCAAAUUGUAAAUAGUAGUGAAGUGGAUCAAGGUAAAUACGAAUGUGUUGCGGAAAAUUCAGUAGGAACAGAACAUUCGAAAGCUACAUCCCUAUAUGUGAAAGUUCGUCGAGUACCACCAACAUUUUCCCGUCCACCUGAACCCCUGAACGAAGUGAUGCUUGGAGCGAAUUUGAAUCUAUCGUGCGUUGCGGUUGGGUCACCGAUGCCCCAUGUAAAAUGGAUGAAAGGCGCCCAGGACUUAACACCUGAAAACGAAAUUCCUGUUGGCCGUAAUGUUCUUGAGCUAACAAAUAUUCAACAAAGUGCAAACUAUACGUGUAUAGCUGCAUCUUCUCUAGGACAAAUCGAGGCUAAUGCUAUGGUGAAAGUGCAAUCAUUACCUACUGCACCUACAGAUGUUCAAAUAUCAGAGGUUACUGCAACAUCGGUGCGUUUGGAAUGGUCGUACAAAGGACCUGAAGAUUUACAAUAUUAUGUUAUCCAAUAUAAGCCGAAGAAUGCGAAUCAGGCAUUCAGCGAGAUCAGCGGAAUUAUCACUAUGUUCUAUGUUGUUCGCGCUUUGAGUCCUUAUACCGAAUACGAAUUUUUCGUAAUAGCUGUAAAUAAUAUUGGCCGCGGACCACCCUCCGUGCCAGCGACUUGUACCACCGGUGAGACUGGUGAUUUCGCAUUUGGAGGUGCCAAAAUGGAAAGUGCACCGAGGAACGUGCAAGUACGACCGUUAAGCUCAUCGACAAUGGUCAUAACCUGGGAGCCACCUGAGACACCGAAUGGACAAGUAACCGGCUACAAGGUAUAUUAUACGACGAACCCAAAUCAACCAGAAACAUCGUGGGACUCACAAAUCGUGGACAAUAGUGAAUUAACGACUAUUUCUGACCUUAGACCCCAGGCUAUUUAUACGGUUCGAGUUCAAGCAUUUACAUCAAUGGGUCCCGGUCCAAUGUCCACGCCCGUACAAGUGAAAACACAGCAGGGUGUCCCAUCGCAACCCAGCAACUUCCGAGCAACAGAUAUCGGUGAAACAGCCGUAACUUUGCAAUGGUCGAAACCCACGCAUUCUAGUGAAAAUAUUGUUCAUUACGAACUGUACUGGAAUGAUACGUAUGCAAAUCAGGAUCAUCACAAACGCAUAUCAAACACAGAAUCAUACACCUUAGAUGGUCUAUAUCCUGAUACUUUGUAUUAUAUAUGGUUGGCGGCACGCUCUCAACGGGGGGAAGGAGCUACAACACCACCAAUACCUGUUCGAACGAAACAGUAUGUACCGGGUGCACCACCUCGAAAUAUCAGCGCAGAAGCAACUAGUCCUACAACAAUUGCCCUGUCUUGGCUACCCCCACCAAUUGAACGUUCCAAUGGCCGUAUUAUAUACUAUAAAGUGUUUUUCGUGGAAGUCGGUCGUUCAGAUAGCGAGGCUACUAUCACGACCCUGAACGCAACCAGCAUUGUUUUGGACGAGUUGAAACGUUGGACUGAAUAUAAAAUCUGGGUUCUGGCUGGAACAUCGGUAGGGGAUGGGCCAAGUUCACAUCCGAUUACGAUUCGAACACUCGAAGAUGCACGAAAAAUGCCUGGUGAUCCUCAAGAAGUUAAGGCGACCCCACUUAAUUCGACGUCAAUUCAUGUUGCGUGGAAACCGCCACUAGAAAAGGACCGUAACGGCAUCAUUCGAGGUUACCAUAUUCACGUACAGGAAAUGAAAGAAGAGGGAAAAGGUUUCCUAAACGAGCCCAUGAAGUUCGAUGUCGUGGAUGCCUUAGAAUACAACGUAACCGGUCUCCAGCCGGACACUCGAUACUCCAUACAAGUUGCCGCACUUACGAGAAAAGGUGAUGGCGAUCGUAGUCUCCCUGUGAUAGUCAAAACGCCAGGAGGUGUUCCAGUUCGGCCUGUGACAACCAUAAAAAUUCUAGAAAGAGAUCCACGUGUAUCAAUUGAAUUGGAAUGGGAACGACCGGCUCAAACUUACGGCGAACUGAGGGGCUAUCGAUUAAGGUGGGGAAUAAAGGACCAACCGCUGCAUGAAGAAAUAAUUUCUGGUCAACAUGUGAACACAAAAAGAAUUAAAGACUUGGAGAGGGGAGUUAUCUACGAAUUCCGAGUGGCAGGGAUGAAUCAUAUCGGUAUCGGACAAGAAUACGUUAAAUAUCUUCCAACCCCAGAAGGCGUGCCAUCCGGACCGCCGGCCAACAUAUCAGUGAGGUUCCAGACACCCGAUGUUCUUUGUAUCACUUGGGACUCGCCAACAGCCGAACACAGAAACGGACAAAUCACUCGCUACGACGUUCAAUUCCAUAAAAAAAUCGACCACGGCCUAGGAUCAGAACGAAACACCACACUCCGAAAAGCGGUAUUCACAAAUCUUGAAGAGAAUACUGAAUACGUUUUCCGAGUACGCGCUUACACAAAACAAGGAGCAGGACCAUUCAGUGAUAAAUUGAUUAUCGCUACCGAACGAGAUAUGGGACGUGCUCCAAUGUCGGUUCAAGCCGUUGCAACAUCUGAGCAAACAGCAGAGGUCUGGUGGGAACCAGUUCCGUCACGUGGAAAACUUUUAGGAUACAAAAUUUUCUACACAAUGACUGCUGUCGAGGAUCUAGAUGAAUGGCAAACUAAAACAAUUGGUUUAACAGAAUCAGCCGAUCUUGUCAAUUUAGAGAAAUUUGCCCAAUAUGCAAUCGCGAUUGCGGCUAGAUUCAAAUCUGGUCUUGGACGCUUGAGUGAAAAGAUAACAGUUAAAAUUAAACCUGAAGAUGUGCCUCUUAAUCUACGCGCCCACGAUGUUAGCACGCACUCUAUGACGCUAAGUUGGUCUCCGCCCAUUCGACUUAAUCCAAUUAACUAUAAGAUUUCAUUUGAUGCUGUUAAAGUCUUUGUGGACUCACAAGGAUUCUCGCAGACCCAAAUCGUUCCGAAACGAGAGAUGAUGCUCAAGCAACACAUUAAGACGCACACAAUCAAUGAGCUAUCUCCAUUUACCACAUACAAUGUUAACGUGAGUGCUAUUCCUCCAGACUAUUCAUAUAGACCACCGACUAAAAUCACAGUCACGACACAAAUGGCAGCACCUCAGCCUAUGGUCAAACCAGACUUUUAUGGUGUCGUAAAUGGAGAAGAGAUUCUCGUUAUUCUUCCCCAAGCCUCUGAAGAAUAUGGACCGAUUUCGCAUUACUACUUAGUCGUUGUACCUGAAGAUAAGUCAAAUUUACAUAAAAACCCAGAUCAGUUUUUAACAGAUGAUUUACUACCUGGACGAAACAAACCAGAGCGUGCGAACGCUCCAUACAUCGCAGCCAAAUUCCCACAAAGGUCAAUUCCUUUUACUUUCCAUUUAGGAUCAGGUGAUGACUAUCAUAAUUUCACCAACAAAAAGUUAGACCGGGAUAAACGGUACAGGAUCUUUGUGAGAGCCGUAGUCGACACCCCUCAGAAGCAUCUCUACACGUCCAGUCCAUUCUCGGAAUUUUUAUCACUUGAUAUGCGUGAAGCGCCACCUGGAGAACGACCACAUCGGCCAGAUCCGAACUGGCCACUUGAUCCUGAAGUUUCGGUGAAUAGAAACAGCGACGAACAAAGCAUGCUCUGGGUUGUUCUGCCGGUUUUAAUCGCGCUAAUCCUGUCUUCUUCAUUCGUCAUUUUGUACAUAGCCAGACGUCGCAGACAGCCUUGUAAAACACCUGAUCAAGCAGCGGUGACACGACCACUAAUGGCGGCUGAUUUAGGCGCAGGACCAGCUCCUAACGAUCCUGUUGAUAUGCGACGGUUGAAUUUCCAAACCCCUGGAAUGAUUAGCCAUCCUCCCAUUCCAAUAUCUGAAUUUGCUAAUCACGUCGAACGUCUGAAAGCGAAUGACAAUCUGAAAUUCUCUCAAGAAUAUGAAAGUAUUGAGCCUGGGCAGCAAUUCACAUGGGAUCAUUCCAACUUGGAAUACAAUAAAAGCAAAAAUCGCUAUGCAAACGUUACGGCUUAUGAUCACAGUAGAGUCCAUUUGCAACCACUCGAUGGUAUUCUGGGUUCUGAUUACAUAAAUGCUAACUACUGCGAUGGAUACCGGAAGCACAACGCCUACAUAGCUACACAAGGACCUUUGCAAGAAACCUUUGGGGACUUUUGGAGGAUGUGUUGGGAACAGAAAUCCACUACGAUUGUUAUGAUGACACGGCUGGAGGAGCGGGCUCGAAUCAAAUGCGAUCAAUACUGGCCGUCUCGUGGUACUGAAACGUAUGGUCAGAUAUUUGUAACCAUUACUGAAACCCAAGAGCUCUCGACAUAUAGCAUAAGAACCUUCCAAAUUUGCAAGCAGGGUUCUAACGAACGCAGGGAAAUGAAACAACUUCAAUUUACUGCAUGGCCCGAUCAUGGUGUACCCGACCAUCCCGCUCCAUUCCUUCAGUUCCUGCGACGUUGUCGAUCGUUGACCCCUCCCGAUUCCGGUCCGGUAGUUGUUCAUUGUUCAGCCGGCGUGGGACGGACAGGAUGCUAUAUAGUGAUCGAUUCUAUGUUAGAACGGAUGAAACACGAAAAGAUCGUUGACAUCUACGGGCAUGUUACUUGCCUACGAGCUCAAAGGAAUUAUAUGGUGCAAACCGAGGAUCAAUACAUUUUCAUUCACGAUGCAAUCUUGGAAGCUAUCAUCUGUGGAAAUACUGAAGUGCCAGCCCGAAACCUUCACUCCCAUUUACAGAAGCUAAUGCAAACCGAACCUGGUGAAAACAUCACCGGAAUGGAAAUUGAAUUUAAGAAAUUAUCAAAUGUUAAGACUGAUUCAUCGAGAUUCGUAACAGCCAAUCUACCGUGUAAUAAGCAUAAGAAUCGUUUGGUUCAUAUAUUGCCGUAUGAGUCGACAAGGGUCUAUUUGACCCCGAUCCAUGGUGUGGAGGGUAGUGAUUAUAUAAAUGCAAGUUUCAUUGAUGGCUAUCGAUAUCGUUCCGCGUAUAUUGCUGCACAAGGUCCUCUACAGGAAACCGCCGAGGACUUUUGGAGAAUGUUAUGGGAACAUAAUUCAACUAUUGUUGUCAUGUUGACAAAGCUGAAAGAAAUGGGAAGGGAAAAGUGUUUCCAAUAUUGGCCACAUGAACGUUCUGUACGAUAUCAAUAUUAUGUUGUUGAUCCUAUUGCCGAAUAUAAUAUGCCUCAAUAUAAGCUUAGGGAAUUUAAGGUAACCGAUGCACGCGACGGUUCAUCGAGAACAGUUCGACAAUUCCAAUUUAUCGAUUGGCCCGAACAGGGUGUACCUAAAUCCGGUGAAGGUUUCAUUGAUUUUAUCGGACAAGUGCAUAAAACGAAAGAACAAUUCGGACAGGAUGGUCCGAUUACGGUGCAUUGUAGUGCUGGUGUUGGACGUACCGGUGUAUUCAUUACACUCAGCAUCGUCCUAGAGAGGAUGCAGUAUGAAGGUGUGUUAGAUGUUUUCCAAACGGUGCGAAUUCUAAGAGCGCAACGACCAGCUAUGGUGCAAACUGAGGAUCAAUACCAUUUCUGCUACCGUGCAGCUCUGGAAUACCUAGGCUCCUUUGAUAAUUACACAUCUUAAAAAAUUAAAGUAUAUUGCCAUGGAGUCCUUCUACAAUGAAAACCAAGGCGAAUCAGAUCUUCUUAAGGAUACUCCAUAUUUCGGAAAGCUUAUCAUAUUCGUAUUCCAGACAGGACUUUUCCUAAUUCGAUUUGAAAUCAAAGCAUCAACUUCGCAUAUGUUAGACUCAUAACUGCCGACAGGAUUCUUCUCAAACUCUUCAAUCAAACGCCAAGACGGGUUCAUAUUAAUAGAAAGUAGGCUAUCAUUUGGUGUUUGGACAACAUUCAUUGGAAUUCGAAGAACAUACUUGAAGAACAAUUGGCAGAGCGAGUUAGGAAAACUAGUUCUUCAGUGAAACAGGAGGAGAAAAUAAAUUGCAAGUAAAUAUUAUAAAUAUUACAGAAAAUAUGAGAAUAUUAGGAAACCACAAUAAAGAGGAAAAUAACUUAGGAGUUAGAAAUUUAGCUGAAUCUUGACUAGACUUAGGAAUAGUCAAUAAAACAUUGGAUUGAAAUUGAAAUUGAUCGACAAACGAAUCACGGGGAAGACCUUAAAACAGGACCUAGUAACACGAAAAAUCGAAGCAGCAGGAAUCGUUUUAUUGAAAUUACUUGAACGGUUAAAUUAAAUUAAUUUAUUCGUUUAGAAUGUCGCGUGUGACGUUCAUAUUCCAAAAUCAAGACAAGCGUCCUUUAGCAGUGGGAACAUCACCGCUAAUUGUGACUAAUGAUUCCCAAGCGAUGCUUCGGAGUAGAAAAUUAAUGAAAUCUCAUAUGUGUACUAUGAGAAACUUGUAAAGCUGUUUCAUUCUAAGUCGAAUAUGAUUUCCAGGAUUAGUUUUAAAAGAGUUUGUGAUAUUUCCAGAAAUGAGUCGAAUAUACAUCACAUUGAUAGGAUAUUUCAAAGAGGUUAGUGUUCCAGUGCCACCCGGUGUAGUUGUGUUUGAAAUUGUUUGAGUACGGUCGCAAGUGAUAUUAUCCUUAUCGGUUGACUUGAGUUUGAAUUGAUCAGAAACAAUCCGCUGUUCAGAAGUUUUAUACUUGGUUUACUUGGACCAGGAUGCUCCGUUUAUCAGGAAGAGUUUUUAAUUUUGAAAAUUGAAAUCGAUGGGUAAAUACUGACGCUCUGUAUACUUAAUUAAAUGUAUAUUGACCUUUGAAAUUUCGGAAAAUUUUCCAAUUUAUCUUAUUUAUUUAUUUCAUCUCUGAUUAACAUCUACUGCUGGUAUUGAAUGACCAUUGCUUGCAAUCAUAUUUUGUUUGCUGUGCCCGUUUUUUCAAGGAGCGUAAGGCAUCUCCAUGUCUCCCUCUGUAGCCGUUUCUAAGUUGAUAGAUUAUCUGGAGUCGUAUUUUACUGGUACAAAACUUCUGAACAACUGCGAGUGUGUUAUCAGUUCAAUGUAACAUGUGAUGGUGAAAAUGCAUAUCACUAUGAAAUUCAGCGCUACUUGCCGCUGUGAGAUGUAAGCUGAUUAGCAAUAUUCGUUCGCUAUGUCUAUUUUAAGCGGAAAAGAAUUCAACGCAGGUUAAAAACGGAGCAAUAAGGAAUAUAUAUUCUUUAGUUCAUAGUCAAUUUAGUAAUAUUACUAUACCUACUCGGUUUGUACGAGAUCUUCGAUGUUUCUUGCAUGAGUUUACUUGCAGAUAAAUUUUAUUGUGUGAAUCGACGGUAGGUUCGUGAAUUUUAUAUUGCUAGAAAACGCUUGAUGGCAUAUCAAAGUAAUUUUUAACGAGAGCUAGCUAAAAGUAUUAUAGAGUUAUAAGAGAUGUAAUAAAUGUAAUGUGACUGUUUCUUAGGUGGAAGCUUUGAAAUUGAUUAUUAAUAAAAUGGAACGAGCACUAAUCCUCUAUCAAAUCUGAUUGCAUAUCCAAACAAUAGGAAAAGCCGAAAGCAUUAUUGAAAAAGUAAUACUACCUUGAUCAAAAAGUUCCCGGAAGUCAUUAAAAAAUAAACAAUAUAAUACCCCCAUUGACUGCAACGCAUUUAUGCCAGCGCUUGGUUCAGUCCUGGAAACAUUUUUAAAGUUCUACAUUAGGUAUCUCCAUCAGGGCCAUCUAGGAUUUUUCCAUUAUCUCCUCUCGGCUACUGAAACGCGUUGCUCUCAGUGGUUUUUUGAUUCAAUUGAGGAGAAAGAAAUGGCAUGAAGCCAAAUCAGGUGAAUUCGGUGGUUGUUUUUAGCCAAAAACUGACGGAUAAUGAUGACAUUGUGCGAGGGUGCAUUAUCGUGAUGCAAGAUCCACAAGUUGUUCGCCCACAAAUGCUGGCGUUUUUGACAGACUGCUCCACGCAAACGUCUCAAAACGCCCAAAUAUUAUUCCUUAUUGAUAGUCUGACCUUGUGGCAAGAAUUAACUAUGCACCACACCGUG
Hermetia illucens (black soldier fly) is the source of this 10596-nucleotide messenger RNA. RefSeq names its product tyrosine-protein phosphatase Lar (gene Lar). Gene Ontology annotation, biological process: protein dephosphorylation. The transcript has 23 exons. Gene Ontology annotation, molecular function: protein binding; protein tyrosine phosphatase activity. Lineage: Eukaryota; Metazoa; Arthropoda; Insecta; Diptera; Stratiomyidae. The record is from RefSeq and is a predicted model, not a curated record. Bases 2088 to 8246 code for a protein of 2052 amino acids.